This is a messenger RNA of Vicia faba (fava bean), 840 nucleotides long. The record is from the annotation of a GenBank genome assembly. Lineage: Eukaryota; Viridiplantae; Streptophyta; Magnoliopsida; Fabales; Fabaceae.
AUGAAAAACCAAAAAAUACUCUCAAAGUUCCUUUCAAAUCUUCUAAUACUACUAACUAUCCUUCUCAUUUCAACAAAAUGGACCAUAGCACAAGAAGUUGAGGAUGAGAGUGAAUUUGAUUACAUAGAAGGGAGCGAAAAAGGUCCUUCACGUUGGGGAGAAUUGCAUAAGGAAUGGGCAGCAUGUAAAAAUGGAAGAAUGCAAUCUCCAAUUGAUUUGUCAAAUCACAGAGUGAGGAUAGUUUCAAAGUUAGGAAAACUAAAGAAGAAUUAUAAACCUCAAAAUGCUACUAUCAAAAAUAGAGGUCAUGAUAUUCAGGUGAAAUGGGAGGGAGAUGCAGGUUCAAUUAAUAUUAAUGGGACCGAUUAUUUUCUACAUCAAGCCCACUGGCAUUCACCUUCUGAACAUACCAUCAAUGGCAGAAGGUAUGAUGUGGAGCUACACUUGGUACACGAAAGUCAAAAAAUAAAUGGGAAAAGCAAGAUUGCUGUUAUUGGGAUCCUAUAUAAAUUUGGUCGACCAGAUUCUAUUCUCAUUAAGUUGUCAAAAUACAUUAAAGCCUUGGUGGAUACUGAAGCAGAAAUGAGUAUUGGAGUGAUUAAUCCCUCCAAAAUCAAGUUUGGUGGAAAGAAAUAUUACAGAUACAAGGGCUCUCUCACUGUCCCUCCAUGCACUGAAGGUGUCAUUUGGACUAUCAAUAAAAGGAUAAGACGUGUUUCUAGAGCACAAGUGAAGUUACUUAGGGAGGCUGUUCAUGAUCAUGCGGAGAAGAAUGCUAGACCUUUGCAACUCCUGAAUAGAAGAGAGAUACAACUCUAUGACCCAAAAAAGAAGGAAUGA